GGAUAGUUUGUUACAGUCGCAUUAUCCACAGGACACAAGUCAGAAGAGAGAAGAGAACCCUGCUAAUAUUUGCCAGAAUGAAAAUGGCAGACAUGAAAACAUCUAAAGGCUGUUGUACAGUAGCUGCUUUUGGAGACAAACAGGAUGUGGAUGACAAACGUUGUAGCUCUUUGUUUGCUGGCCCUCGUGGCCUCUGCAGAGGACAAGAACAGCCAUGCCACCAUGCUGGCUGAUAAAAGUGCCAACCUGGCAUUCAGCCUCUACAACAAAAUGGCAAAGGAGAAAGGCGCAGAGAACAUCCUCAUCUCUCCUGUGGUGGUGGCCUCCUCCCUGGGGAUGGUGGCUCUUGGGGGCAAGUCUUCCACUGCCUCCCAGGUCAAAAAGGUCCUCAGUGCUGACAAUCUGAAGGAUGAGCAUCUGCAUGCAGGCCUUUCAGAACUGCUCUCUGACGUGAGCGAUACCAAGACACGCAACACUACCUGGAAGAUCAACAACCGCCUCUAUGGUCCCAGCUCCGUCUCGUUUGCUGAUGACUUUGUGAAAAACAGCAAGAAGCACUACAACUACGACCAUUCAAAAAUAAACAUCAGAGACAAGAGGAGUGCAGUGAACUCCAUCAACGAGUGGGCAGCAAAGUCCACAGACGGCAAACUGGCUGAGGUCACCAAGGAUGUUCCGAACCCAGAUGGAGCCAUGAUUGUCAACGCUAUGUACUUCAAGCCUCACUGGUUUGAGACAUUCAAUGAUAACAUGGUGGACAAGCGUGUAUUCCUGGUUACCCGAUCACUCACCAUUGAAGUUCCUAUGAUGCAUCGUACAGGUCUGUAUGACUUCCACGAGGACAAGGAGAACCGUAUCUUUGUGCUGAACAUGCCUCUGGAUCAGAAGCAGGCCUCUUUGAUCCUCAUCAUGCCCCACCAUCUGGAGCCCCUCGAACGCCUAGAGAAACUCCUGACCAGGAAGCAGGUGGACACCUGGAUCAGCAAGUUGGAAAACAAGGCUGUGGCCAUUUCCCUGCCAAAAAUCGCAAUGGAAGUCAGCCACAAUCUGCAGAAACACCUGGCUGAGCUUGGCCUGACCGAGGCUGUGGACAAAGCCAAGGCUGACCUGUCCAACAUCUCCGGAAAGAAAGACCUGUACCUGUCCAACGUUUUCCUCGCGUCAGCCAUGGAGAUGGACGUGACAGGAAACCCGUUCGACACCAGCAUCUACAGCUCAGGAAAGCUGAGGAACCCCCAACUUUUCUACGUAAAUCACCCCUUCAUUUUCCUGGUGAAGGACAACAAGAGUAACUCCAUCCUGUACAUUGGCAGGGUGGUCAGACCUAAAGGUGACGUGUUGCGCGACGAGUUGUAAUGUUAAUGGGAAUUGGGUUGGGUAGAUUAGUUAUUUCUUAAAUGGUGGCAGGAAACUGUGUGUAUUUUUGGUAUGACUGUUAACUCGUGAGCACAUUCCUGUUGGCAAUCUGUGGACUUAGUUCCUUAGCCCUCUGGUUUUGUACAAGAUAAACUUACCAGGGAACAAUUUCUCAAACCCAACACAUUAGGUUUCAACCUUUAGCCCCCCUAUUUAAGAUCUUUAUGAACAAACGCUAGACAACAAGCUUAUACUAAGUGCGUUUUCUUCACAACCUGUAAGUAAGGCUUUGACCCUGAUCCAUGUACGUUUUCUUGCAUCAUAUUUAACGUUUAAAGUUAACAAAGAUCUUUGCACAAGCUUUGUCUCACUCAUUCCCUUCACAUGCUGGUUUUUUUAUUGUGCCUUAUUCAUGUUCACUUGCCAACCAUACUGUGUCAUGUUGUU
Trematomus bernacchii (emerald rockcod) is the source of this 1803-nucleotide messenger RNA. It is a transcript of the gene serpinh1b, whose product is annotated as serpin peptidase inhibitor, clade H (heat shock protein 47), member 1b. NCBI's taxonomy places the organism in Eukaryota, Metazoa, Chordata, Actinopteri, Perciformes, Nototheniidae. Gene Ontology annotation, molecular function: serine-type endopeptidase inhibitor activity. Gene Ontology annotation, biological process: negative regulation of endopeptidase activity; collagen fibril organization. Gene Ontology annotation, cellular component: endoplasmic reticulum. The record is from RefSeq and is a predicted model, not a curated record.